This is a messenger RNA of Torulaspora delbrueckii, 621 nucleotides long. RefSeq names its product flavin reductase family protein. Gene Ontology annotation, molecular function: riboflavin reductase (NADPH) activity; FMN binding. Bases 1 to 621 code for a protein of 206 amino acids. The transcript has a single exon. The record is from RefSeq and is a predicted model, not a curated record. NCBI's taxonomy places the organism in Eukaryota, Fungi, Ascomycota, Saccharomycetes, Saccharomycetales, Saccharomycetaceae.
AUGAUACUGGGACUAGUUCGUUAUCAAUCUACAAUCAGCAAGCAUCUUAUUACACAGGAGAAAUUCAAGCAAUGUAUGGGAAAGAUAGCUAACCAGGCCAUGAUUCUAUCGGCUGCCAGCGAGAAGACGAUACCCCACAAGGACUUUCGAGGGCUUACACUAUCUUCAGUCACCUCUCUAUCGCUAAAACCUCAGCCAAUGAUCCAGUUCAAUCUUCAAUUGCCCUCUUUUACGUCAGAAGCACUACAUGAAACUAGAUUCUUCGCCGUGCAUCUUUUAAAACCUAAUUUGACAUCAAUUAAACUGGCUAGGAAUUUCAGCAAAGGAGCAAUUAGAAAUGAAAAGGAUGCUACAUUUUCACCUACGAGGCCAUUUGAAGAUCUGAUCGAAAAAGUUCACUACGAUACGUACAAGAUUCAAGGAACAGAUCUUAUAAUUCCACUAUUGAAAAAUUCUGAAAGGGUCUUAAUCUGUGAGAAGAAAAAUGUCUUUCAGGUCGGAGACCAUGAAAUCUGGGUGGGUCAGGUUGAGGAUAUUGUAGCGAAUGAAGAGAACACUACUGGUGGCUUGCUUUACUGCAACAGGAACUUUCACCUCUUAGGGAAUAAGAUCACACAAUAA